GUGAGUUAAAGGGGGCAGUACCGACGGCGCGUCUCGCGCGUCUCAUCCUCACAGCGCGAGCAGAGGAGCGCAUCAGCGAGCGCGAGCGGAUCAUCUUGCCUUGUUCUUCUCGCUUCGAUUUCACAUUCAAGACGAAAUAUUGAAUGUGUCGGAAUCUGAACAACUCACAUUUCACUUUCUCAAAACGGGAUAUAAUGUAACUGCUAUGCUUGAGAAAUCUGUCUUAACUAAAGGAGUCAUACAAUGGGCAAACUUCACUCAAAACAUGCUUGCAAACGCCGCGAAAACCCCGAAGGAGACAGUUUUGGAGUGAACGCUUUUAUUUCAAGAAGAGGCGUUGAAGACGGCACACCUGAGCCUCGUCUGAAAGAGUUUCAGAAGUGCGAGGGCAUUGGGCUGAAGGAUGGGCAGAUAUCAGAUCAUCGCUGCCCUCUAGAGGUGGUUCUGCCUCCAGAGAGAGUGGAGGGAUGCGAGCGUUUGCUGCCGUAUCUGAACUCCGACGUGACCUGCAGAGGACACAAGCGCAUCAGUAUAGAUGUGUGUUUGUGGUGUUUACAGGACGUGGAGUGUAACGUGUCUGUGGGUGAAGACAACAGGCACGAGUGGGUCUUCACCCUCUACGACUUCGACAACAGCGGAAAAGUGACAAUGGAGGACAUGUCCAGUUUGAUGCACAGCAUCUAUGAAGUCGUGGAUUCAUCUGUCAAUCAGUCUUGUAACAGCAAACGGAAGACCCUCCGCGUCAAACUGUCCGUCACCCCUGAACCUGCAGCACGCAGAAAAGACGGCAAACAUCCGGCGACAGAGAGAGACGCGCUUCGUUGGAGUCGCAUCGAGCCGUCUCAUCCAGACGACAGACAGCCGUCACACAUCAGGGGCCAGAGUUCUGAACCUCACGAGAGAAAUCACUAUUGUGUGGAUGAAAACACAGAAAGAAGAAAUCACUAUCUGGAUCUGGCAGGAAUAGAGAACUACACCUCCAGAUUUGACAGUUCCUCGCCUCCUGCGGCCCAGCCGGCUCACACCUCACGAGGAGCACAAUCCCAAAAUCGCUCCCGGUCCCACGAGCCCGAAGCCCACGUCCAUCGUCGCCGGUCGCAGGUCAUCCCCGAUCACGGUGUUCCUCUGGACCCCCGUGUACGUGGACCCCAGUUCAUCAAAUCUCCCAAAGGGACGUCCAGAGCGGUGAUCGGUGGAGGAGGAAAGAUCAACAAGUGCCACGGUUACUAUCCUCCCCCACAGGGCCACGGGGGUCAGGACGUGUACCACCUCCCACCACAGCCUCAACCUCUGCCGGGUCACCAGCACCCUCUUCAACACAGCCACAGUAAAAGGCUGAGAUCCAAAACCAGAGAACAGGCCCUGUCCCCUUCCAAACAACCCCCGCUGGACCGCGAGCAGUCGUCCGGCAACGCGACCAGCCUUGUGGUCCCGGUAGUCAAAAGACACGAGCACCAUCACCACCACGAACAUCAUCAUCAUCACCACUAUCAUCAUUAUCACCAGACAUGACUUUGAGUCCACCCGCUGGAACGCUCCACCGCGGAGGAAACGGCCGGUUCACUGCUUUAGCAAAACUGUGGAUGUUUGUUUGAGUCACAUGCCAUCAUCUGAAAUCGACGCAAGGAUCCGUUCAAGCAAACAGCAGAAGUUUGGAUUCCUUUAACUAUCAGGAUCAUAAAGGUCGUUCCUGUUGUGCAGUAAACGUUUUAAAACUGAAAUAAAAUGAACAUGCUUGUAUUUAAGAAGCUAUGUCUAUAAAAGCAAGAAUCAGACUUUCGCAAAUACACUCUGGUCAAGCUCAGGCACUUAUACUUUAUUCAUCAUGAUUUCAUUUGAUUUACACACUGACCUGAAAAUGAACCUGACGGAAGUAAAGAAUUAACAAAGGUGUUCAUUUGAAAAUAUUAAAUAAUCUCUGUAAUGUUAUCAAACAGAGAAUUUCUAAUACUCACUGAUGUUUGUGAUGUUUUCCCAAAAAUAGAUUCCUCCAUAAAGGAAGUGACCUAGGUUAUUAGAAUAUUACAAAAGACUAGCAAGAAAUAAGUACACAGGAAAAACAGUGUAACCAAGAGAAGUAAUAUGAUUUUCAUCAUUAAAAAAUCCAAAUGUCAUAUUUUAUCCAGUGUAUUCAAACAUGAAAACUGCAUGCUAGGAAUGACCCUAUCGUAUAAUGUAAACUGAUCAACAAUAAGCCACGAUGCUGUUGAUUUUUUGUCUCUGUCUCUCUGUAAGUCUCAGGUGAACGGUGCUGCUCUGUAGCUUUUCUGGGAAAAAGGCUAUUUCUCCUUUGGGAGACCAACCAUGAGUGAAAUACCAAAGGAAAAUCACCACUGCCAGUUUUAAUGCAAAAAUGUCUUCCUGUAUGUUUAGAAAUAAAUCAAAAUGUAUGAAUAGUAACAUAUGUAUGAUUAUACAGCAUAUGCAUAUUUAUCAUGGUUUAUACAUGUGCAUCUAUAUGUUUUAUAUAUAUGUAUAUUUUAAUAAAAUACUUAAUAGUUAAUAUCAA
Messenger RNA from Triplophysa rosa, 2509 nucleotides. RefSeq names its product NKD inhibitor of WNT signaling pathway 2b (gene nkd2b). The record is from RefSeq and is a predicted model, not a curated record. The transcript has 10 exons. Gene Ontology annotation, biological process: negative regulation of Wnt signaling pathway. NCBI's taxonomy places the organism in Eukaryota, Metazoa, Chordata, Actinopteri, Cypriniformes, Nemacheilidae. The coding region runs from base 244 to 1512 and encodes 422 amino acids. Gene Ontology annotation, molecular function: calcium ion binding. Gene Ontology annotation, cellular component: cytoplasm.